Molecule: messenger RNA, 1927 nt
Organism: Siniperca chuatsi (mandarin fish)
Lineage: Eukaryota; Metazoa; Chordata; Actinopteri; Centrarchiformes; Sinipercidae
Gene: pole3
Product: polymerase (DNA directed), epsilon 3 (p17 subunit)
Exons: 4
Coding region: 394-852 (152 amino acids)
Biological process (GO): leading strand elongation; DNA damage response; heterochromatin formation
Cellular component (GO): CHRAC; epsilon DNA polymerase complex
Molecular function (GO): chromatin DNA binding; protein heterodimerization activity
Source: RefSeq, a predicted model, not a curated record
UCACGUCAGAGGUCGAAGUUGAAAGUUGACGGAGGAGGGCUCGUGCUUGGAAGGUCCGCGGGAAAGGUCCCAAAACAAAUCGCUUCUGGUGGCCGCGCGAGCAACUUCAGGCUGAGUUUGAAUUGAUCUAUCAGCCAAACUAAUCGAUCUAGAUUAAUAGUAGCGUCUUCCUCAAUAGCGAUACUAUAACAAACGUUAACGACUCUCAAAAACUUAAGUAUCACUCUGAAACCGAACGAGCUAGUAACAUUAGCUAGCUACUUCAGGUAGCUCAGGCUAACACGCCGUUGUUAGCGGGCGCUAAUCCGUUAGCACCAGCCAGCCUCUCUCCGGUAGCGGUGCCGGUAGCGGUGAAUACACGGCGGGCAGGGUUUGCGGUAACCGGUGAGCGAAAUGGCAGAGAGGCCAGAAGAUCUGAACCUUCCCAACGCGGUAAUCACCCGCAUCAUCAAGGAGGCGCUCCCAGAUGGGGUGAAUGUGUCGAAAGAAGCAAGGAGGGCCAUAUCCCAAGCUGCCAGUGUGUUCGUGUUGUAUGCAACGUCCUGUGCAAACAACUUUGCCAUGAAAGCCAAGCGGAAAACUCUGAACGCAGGAGACGUUUUGGCUGCGAUGGAGGAAAUGGAGUUUGAGCGUUUCCUGGAGCCUCUCAGAGAAGCUUUGGAAGUGUACAAGAAGGGCCAGAAAGGAAAGAAGGAGGUGUCUGAGCAGAAGCGCAAAGAUAAAGAGAAGAAGGCCGACUCUGAGCACGACAGGAGCAGGGAGGAGGAAGAGGAGGAGGAGGAAGAGCAGGAGCGCAUGGAGGAGGAGCCUGAAGCUGAGGAGGAGGAAGAGGAGGAGGAGGUGGAGAACUGAUGAAGCUCUGAUGAACGAUGAAAAUGCACUCCCAUCACCUCCUUUUUUGAGGUCAUCACUGGCUGGACGUGAUGCGUUCAAGUGACGCUCGUUCGUCAUAGAGCCACCAUGAAUCGAUACAUCCAGGUUUACAGUGCGGCAGCAUUGGGAUGAGCUCGUAAGAGGUGACGUUUCUGUGGAGUCCAGCUUCUUUGUGGCGGCGCAGCCGCUGUCUUCCAACCCGACAACAAACAAAGCACAAGUCAAAAUGCACUUCCUGAUCUUUGUCUUGGUCCAUUUUGUAUUUUUUAAUCAUUUUUGAUACAAACGCUGUUCCGUUUUUUUUUUUUUUUUCUGUAACAGGAUUUCUUGACAGUAAAUAACACACAGCAGUUGGUGUUCAUCGAAACAAAGUUAAAUACAAAGACACUGAAUGCUGAAAGCGACUGAUUCUGGCUCAGAUUUGUCCUCAUUGAACUAAAACGCCUGACAAUCCCUUCGCCACUGGAGGGAGUGAGAACACAGGCGGCAGUUUGACUGGUGUCCAGUUAUGAAAAAGGGCUUGUUUGAAAUGUUACCGUGCCUGCCAUACCUUCAAACUAAGAAAUAUAAACACACUUACAAAUCACCCCCGUUUUUCUUUUUUACUUAAAAGAAUGUUAAAUGUGAACCAGAACUUUCCCCAGAAAAAAUACAAAGAUUUCUAAAAUUUAGCUUUAAAAUCAGCAACUUCUUGAUUCAAAGAAUAACAAUCAGAGCUGAAAUUCGAUUCUAGCCUUUGGUGUGAAAUCACGCGCUAGUUGUGAAUUUAGGAUCAUGGCUGGGUUUUUUGGAUUGUACUGUAACAAGGUGCUUUUUCCUGACACACAUACCAUUUGUCAAAACACACCAGCUAAACGUGAGAAACACUGAAGUGUCGUCCUCUGAGAUCUGACGGCUGAUGCGUUGGACCACAUUACUUCAUGCAAACAGCUGCGCCAGUGUUCGUCUUUUUGUUCCUAAUCUGCUGAGCUUUUGAACCGUUAAUACUGUUGCGUUGUAUGUGACCGGCUGAGAAUUUCAAUAAAUAUUUUGUAAUAAAAAGCAAAACGCUGAA